Messenger RNA from Aspergillus ibericus CBS 121593, 3681 nucleotides. RefSeq lists its product as uncharacterized. The transcript has 5 exons. The coding region runs from base 1 to 3681 and encodes 1226 amino acids. The record is from RefSeq and is a predicted model, not a curated record. Gene Ontology annotation, molecular function: hydrolase activity, hydrolyzing O-glycosyl compounds; chitin binding. NCBI's taxonomy places the organism in Eukaryota, Fungi, Ascomycota, Eurotiomycetes, Eurotiales, Aspergillaceae. Gene Ontology annotation, biological process: carbohydrate metabolic process.
AUGGGCUUCCUUUCACGCCCCCGGCUGGUGUAUCUUUUAUUUUUCCUGUGCUUCCUCAUUGCUCAGACCGCAGGACAGAACUGUAGCAAAGAGAACCCCUGUGCAACUGGAUGCUGUUCGAAGCAUGGUUACUGCGGCACUGGUGAUGAGUUCUGUGGUGCAGACUGUGUUGAUACCUGCAACUACAAGCUGGGUUGUGAUGCCAACAAUCCAUGUGCACAAGGCUGUUGUAACAAAUUUGGAUUCUGUGGACUUGGACCAGAGUUUGGAUACUAUGAGACUUGGAGCACUCGGCGUCGAUGCAAACAGUUCUGGCCGGAGCAAAUUCCUUUGGGAGUUUAUACCCAUAUUAAUGUGGCCUUUGCAGUCAUUGACCCAGAUACAUUCGAGGUUCGACCUUCUUUGACUGCAGACAUUGAGCUUUUCAAGCGAGUCGCCCGUCUCAAGCAAGAAGAUCCUGAUCUCAAAGUGUAUAUCGCUAUUGGAGGUUGGAGCUAUAAUGACCCUGGCCCAACUGCAACGACAUUUUCUGACCUAGCCGCAUCGACAUCUAAUCAAAACAAGUUCUUCAAUUCUCUCACAAAGUUCAUGUCCACAUAUGACUUGGAUGGCGUAGACAUCGACUGGGAAUAUCCAGCAGCGGACGAUCGAAGUGGUCGUCCAGAAGACUUUGACAACUUCCCCAAGUUCUUAAAGAAUCUCAAAGCGGCACUCAAAAGAACUGGUGGUCGAGAUGGUCUUAGUAUAACUCUGCCUGCCUCUUUCUGGUACUUGCAACACUUUGACAUCGGAAAUAUGAAGAAAAGUGUGGACUUCUUCAAUAUCAUGACCUACGAUCUUCAUGGAACUUGGGACAAAGGAAACAAAUGGACUGGUGAAUUCCUCGACGCGCAUACCAAUCUCACUGAGAUUAAAGCUUCUCUGGAUCUACUAUGGCGAAACAAUAUUCCACCGGAUCAGGUAGUUCUUGGAAUAGCAUUUUACGGCAGAGCAUAUACGAUUGCAGACCCAUCAUGUACUAAGCCUGGCUGCCUUUUUGCAUCCGGGGCGGAGGCUGGAGACUGCAGUCAUGAGGUUGGGAUUCUGAUGAACUCCGAGAUUGACGAGGUUAUCGCGGGAAAACGCCCCAGAAUCACAUACGAUAAAGAUGCUGCAGUGAAGAUGAUCACAUGGGACGAUAAUCAAUGGGUAUCCUAUGAUGAUAUCGACACCUUCAAGCUCAAAGCCGACUUUGCCCGAGGGAAAUGCUUAGGAGGCCUUAUGGUAUGGGCAGUAAGCCAUGACCAUACCAAUGGGACUUACUCCCUUGCCCUGGGAGAAGCAGCCCAACGCAAGUUUAAAGCUCUGCCCGACACAAUCAAAACAGACGACACAAUCAAAAUCAAACAUGAUCAGUGCAAAUGGACAAACUGUGGAGACCUCUGCCCAGAUGGAUGGGUUCUGCUCCGCCGUCAUGACGAUGAUAGACAUCAUGAUGGUGAGUGGAUGCUUGAUGAUGGAGGCUGUAUCUUCAAAAAUCAGGACCAUCGUCUGUGCUGCCCUCCUGAUCAAGAUGCUCCGACUUGCGGCUGGUACACUUUCAACAACGGUGACUGUGAAGGCAAGUGUCCAGAUGGUAGUUUUGAACUUGGCGGAACCAACCGUGGAUGUUCAACUGCAUUUGGUAAUUACCAAGCUGCCUGCUGUACGAGUGGUCAAAAGAGUACUGCGCUCUAUGAGAAAUGCGAAUGGGCUGCUUCAUUCGAAUGCGAUUCAUGGAAAUGCCCAGCAGAAAAGACCGAUGUUCUCCUCAAGUCAUGCAAUGGCAAUGGAGGAUCGGCUUGCGGUGGCGACUGGAGAACCAACCUGAAUGAGGAGCGCAAAUAUUGCUGUGACAGCUCUGAUGAAAACAUGACUUUCGACGACUGCGAGUGGCUUGACGACUAUAGCGAAACAGGAUACCAAGUCAUUCCUGCCGAUGGUGGUAGUGGAAGUGGUGGGAGUGGCUACUGCUUCUCAAGCUGUCCCAAGGACAAAGUACGAGUAGCUAUGGAGCACUACAAUACUUGUAACAAAAAGACUGGCUCCCGUGCAAAGUGCUGUUCUCCCAACUACACCACGACCCAAAAAAAGGUAGACCCUAUGGUGGAGCUUUGGACGGCUGAUCUUAAAGACUGGUUGAAAAAUCCUACAUGCUCUACCGGCUAUGGGUACGGCUACGAUGAUACCUUUGGUGUAGGCUACGACAAAAGAGGCUUCACAGACAUGUUGCCUAUAGAAUAUGCACCUCGGUAUGCCGGCACCUCGGGAAUAUCUUUGGAGAAACGUCAAGAUCAACAAUCAUUCUUCACAAGCAAUUCCAUUCUAAUUGUUGCGACUGAUAUCAUCUACACCUAUCGCAUGACGAGCAGGACAAACAAAGCCGUCAAGGAAAUCAAGGUGUGGAACGACGUAAUUGCCGCUCGGUACACUUAUCUAGCGACUUCCACCCUUAUACCAUUUUUGAGAGAUGUUACAGGUGAACUGUUUUCUGUAAUUGCAGAGGAUCUUGCAGGUCGCAUCAUUUGCAACCUAGAGUACUGGAACCGGAUGAUCAAGGAUUGUACAGCUCCCAGUACUUUAGAUGAAGUCUGCGCUAUCAGCGAUCUUGACGGUUUUGAUGAUGAAUACUCGAUUGACCCCGAUACCUACGGAACGAAUAGUGCAUCAACCAAACGAGCUCUUCACAGUCUGGACAAACGUGAUGGAGCUCCCCGGGAUUUCACCGUUGAUUGCGGUACUGACCCAAUUACUGGACAGCAGCGAAUCAUGAUUAUUACAUCAGUGGCCUAUCCAAAUGGUGGCAAUGGUGACAACCUUGCAAAUGCCAAUGGACUAACAGUGCGAUUUGCGGUCGCAAAUCAACGUGUAUGCACUGAUACCUCUAUUGAUCCUAACGCGCCCAACAAUCUUUGGACGUGGGUCACUGAGCAUAUUUUCGAGCUUCAAUUGAUUCCUCGCUCAAUUGAAUUUAUGGUUACUGGAACUUUACCUGCUGUGCAGGGCUUGCCAGACUUCAGCACUGGGAGCAAACGUAUGCCCUGGGACAUUGCACAACUACUGAAUCAGGAUUAUUCGACAUGGGCCAGCGGUCACACCACAGCAACUGGAACUCCAAUUAUUCGGAUAUUUAACAGUCUAGGCUCAAAGAUUAACCCCGCUCGAUUAGUUAAUACUGAAACUCACUUGAACUCGAUGAAAGGAAGGUUACGGAAGCAGCCGCUUGGUGAUGAUACUUGGAGGAAUCUAAACGUGGCAGAUGAGAGAGCUGGACGGGCUGGGAUGAAUGAAAUACGAAUGCAGCUUGUUAACCGUCACCUUGUUGACACAUAUGGCGCGGCUAUUUACGAAUUGGGUGUGUUCCAGAAAGCAGUCAACAGUGUUUUCGGGCAAAGAGACUUCAGUGCGCCUAAUCUGUUCAGAACUUUCAUGAUAAAUUUCAUGCGACGAAUGGCUCAGUGGGCCUCCAAUUGGCUUAAUUCGCGUAUUGAUGAGCUAUUUGUCACAUGGCAAGCGGUGCAAAAUGCAGCUACCCCGGGAUCGCACGCAUAUCAGGUCGCAACAACCUACAUGGCUGAUCUGAUGGAGUUCAGAGAGUUGGUUCGACUAAGAGUGAUUUUUGACGAAUCAAUCUUCGUUUAUAUGCAGACACCAGGUAGCUAG